GAUGUGUAUAUAAAGCAGAAUGACAAUUUAAAAUUAAUGAAUUUAGGAAAUAAGAAAAAUUUAGAAUAUGAUACAAAAAUAGAAAUAAGUAUGAAUAAUAUAAAAUAUGAGGAGAUUAGAAGAUUUUAUUUAAAUAACAAUAAUAGUUUUAUAAAUUCGGAUGGAUUAAAAUGCAAUAUAUUAUCAGCUAUCCAUUGUGAUGAGAAAAAUAUUUUAUUUUAUUCGUUAGUGUUUUCAUUUACUAAUAUAAAUAAUAAUUAUAUAGAAUUGAUAAAAAUUCAUAUCAAAAAUGAAAAAACUCAUGAAACAGUUGUAAAAGAUGUUCAAUUUAUUAUAGUAAAUAAUAAAUGUACAGCACAAAAUGAAAGAACAUUUUCAAAUAUAAAAAUAGCAAUGAAAAUUCAAGAGAAUAACGAAAUUAGUAGAUAUGCAAAAGAAAAUACUUUUAUUCAAGACAUAUCAUUAGAUAAUAUAUUCUACAUAAUUGAAUAUAGAAUGUGGCAUAGUUAUACUGAUUGUAUUGCCAAUGCAAACUUUAAUGCUUUAAAUAACCCCCAUUAA
Messenger RNA from Plasmodium gaboni, 561 nucleotides. RefSeq lists its product as hypothetical. The record is from RefSeq and is a predicted model, not a curated record. The transcript has a single exon. The annotation marks the transcript as partial. NCBI's taxonomy places the organism in Eukaryota, Apicomplexa, Aconoidasida, Haemosporida, Plasmodiidae.